Messenger RNA from Teleopsis dalmanni, 546 nucleotides. Its product is annotated as extracellular serine/threonine protein CG31145-like. The transcript is spliced from 4 exons. Gene Ontology annotation, cellular component: Golgi apparatus. Gene Ontology annotation, biological process: protein phosphorylation. Lineage: Eukaryota; Metazoa; Arthropoda; Insecta; Diptera; Diopsidae. The coding region runs from base 1 to 546 and encodes 181 amino acids. Gene Ontology annotation, molecular function: protein serine/threonine kinase activity. The record is from RefSeq and is a predicted model, not a curated record.
AUGGCCUUAAUUAUGGUUUGUUCGCUUCAAAGCAAUUCAUCUGGUUCGAAAGAAGCAUCUACACCGGCCACAACGCAAGCACGUCCUGGCAGCGCUGCAGGUGGCAGUGCUGGUAGUCAAAGUGUUGGUAUGCCCAUCAAUUCAAAGGAGACUGCACCUGAUGCGAGACAAAAUUUCCUCACUACAAAGAAGCCCUCACCGCAUGAUCGCUUUGAUGACUUGUCGAGAAUACUGCUUGAUGUGGUUGGUCAGCAAUACACGCACGUCAUUGUGGAUAGUAAUUUUGAUGACGAUGAAGUCAAUCCAACGUUAGGUGAAAUUAUGAACAUGAAACCAGGUAAAAAUGCCAGCAAUUUAGAACGUUUCCAGUUGCGCAUCUCCAAAAAGGAACUUUAUAGUGAGAAUGACACUUUUGUGGAUGCUGUGAUACGUGAUAUGAUUAAGUUGCCAAUACAACACGUCGUACAAAAAGAAGGCGGCACGCAACUUAAAUUAAUGAUUGAAUAUCCCAAUGACGUAAAGGCAUUAAUGAAACCCAUGAGGUGA